Molecule: messenger RNA, 2012 nt
Organism: Dipodomys spectabilis (banner-tailed kangaroo rat)
Lineage: Eukaryota; Metazoa; Chordata; Mammalia; Rodentia; Heteromyidae
Gene: Rsl1d1
Product: ribosomal L1 domain containing 1
Exons: 9
Coding region: 38-1507 (489 amino acids)
Cellular component (GO): 90S preribosome
Source: RefSeq, a predicted model, not a curated record
UUCCGCCGCUCGCGCGUUUGCACGAGGCGAACCAGCCAUGGAGGACGCGGCUUCCACCUCUCCAGAGGCUCUGGCCGUCGGUGCAACCUCCGCCUCGGCUCCAGACGACCUGACCUCCCUAGAACAUCUGGACAAAAGCCAGAUUAGGAAGGCAGUAGAAGCCCUGUUGGCCCAUUCUAAGGCCAGAAGAAGCAAAAGAGCAUUGCUUUUGAAUGACAGCGAAAAUUUAUUUUUAAUGGUGAUAUUAUGGAAAAUUCCCAGUAAAGAACUGAGGGUUAAAUUGUCCUUGCCUCAUAAUAUUCAGUCAGAUUUAGCUGAAAUCUGUUUAUUUACCAAAGAUGAACUUGAAUCACCUGAAGAUACGGAACGUUUCUAUAGAAAGCUUUUGAAGAAGCAUGGGAUUGAAUCCAUCUCUCGAAUCAUCCCUUUCCAUACUUUAAAGACUGAAUAUAAAGCAUAUGAAGCCAAACUCCGCCUCCUGGGGAGUUUUGAUCUUUUCCUUACUGAUGAAAGAAUUAGGCGGCUUUUACCCACGCACAUAGGGAGACAUUUCUAUCAAAGAAAGAAAGUUCCAGUACCUGUAAACCUUCUUGCCAAGAAUUUAUCCAGAGAGAUUAACUACUGUUUGGGUGGAACUGUCCUGAACAUCUCCAAGAGUGGUUCCUGCAGUACUGUACGCAUCGGUCACACUGCAAUGGAGCCUCAGCACCUCACUGAAAACAUUGUUGCUGUCGUGGAAAAGCUGGCAGAAAAGUUGCCAAAGAAGUUGCAGAGCAUCAAACUCUUAUUCGUGAAAACCGAGAGGUCUGCUUCCCUUCCCAUCUUUUCCUCAUUUGUCAGCUGUGUGGAUGAAAACAGCCCACUAUCCUUCAAUGGUCUUCAGAGAAAAGAAAGAAAGAAAAAAGAGAUGAAAUUGCGUGCAAAGCAAAAGAAGAAAAACAAAAAGUUGAGGGCAAGAAUUCGGAAGUCUACACCAGUCUUACCAUGGGACCUGGCAUCUCAAGGUGGGGAUGAUCCAGUGAAGGACCCUGGGUCUCAGAAAAAAAAGCCAGGCAAAGUGAAAGGCCAGCCUAAAGCGACAGGCGAAGUUAACGUCCAGCCUAAAGUGACAGGCAAAGUCAAAGGCCAGCCUACAGUGACAGAUGACGAAGACGAAAUCCCACAGUUGGUACCAAUAGAAGGAACUCCAGCAAAAGAAAAUGUCCAGGUGCAAAACAGUGCCACAGCAAAGAAGUCUCCAAAGAAGAGUGUCGGGCCCAGCACACCUGUUGGCAAGAAGAGAAAGGCUCUGCCUACCAGAGAGACCCCUGGAAAAGCUCCAGGGAAGAAGCAGAGGGUGGACCAGAAAGACAAAGUAACAGACUCUGUGCUGGGAAAAAAAGACCUGAGACAGACUCCAAAAAAGCCAGAGGCCAAGUUCUUCACCACUUGUAAGAAAUCUGGAAGUAAUGAUCCCAGCACCCCUAAACAGGGACGAAAAAUCCCCUCUGAGGGCCAGUCUAACUAAAAAAAAAAAAAAAAAAAUCACUGGCUCUGCCCAGGACUUAACAGUUACCUGAGACUCUGUGUUUUUUUUUAAUUGUUAUUAUAAAGGUGAUGUACAGAGGGUUACAGUUAAAUAACAGCCUGAGAUGCUUUUUUCUAAUAUAGUUCAUUUGGGCACAGCAGGACAUGCCUGCCACCGUGGGGUGCUCAGGCUGGGGCCCGCAGGGGCUGGAAAACAGUAAAACCUUGGCUUCCUUGGGCCUGGCUGAGUUCCACCCCAGCACUGGGGGAAUAAAGAAGUGAAAUUAAAAGUAUUUGGAUCCCAACCCCCAUUGCUACUUUCUCUACGAGUGAGGUUUUAAGAACCUCCAUAGGUGAUUCUAACCUAUACUCCUGUUUGUAAAAGCCAAUGGCAAAGUAAAAUCUAUUUUUCAUUGUUCUGUGUAUUUGCUGAUGUAACAGUCUUCUCUGUGGUCAUCAUACACAAAUAAACUGUAACAUCUGUCUGGAUGCUUAUUGGAUAAUGA